Messenger RNA from Vigna angularis (adzuki bean), 1498 nucleotides. Its product is annotated as expansin-A4. Gene Ontology annotation, biological process: plant-type cell wall organization. Lineage: Eukaryota; Viridiplantae; Streptophyta; Magnoliopsida; Fabales; Fabaceae. The coding region runs from base 115 to 891 and encodes 258 amino acids. The transcript has 3 exons. Gene Ontology annotation, cellular component: extracellular region. The record is from RefSeq and is a predicted model, not a curated record.
AUAAGUACCCCUUACCUCUGCCACCGCGCAUUCCCUACAAACUCAACACAACCAAAACACCUUAUCACUCUCUCUCUUUCUCUCUCUCUCUCUCUCUCUCUCUCUAUAUCAGCCAUGGCUGGAACGGUUUCACUAUGCAUUGCAUCGUUGGUUACCCUUUUCGUUGCCACCAGUGCCAGAAUUCCCGGUGUCUACACCGGUGGUGCAUGGCAGGGUGCCCACGCUACUUUCUACGGUGGAAGUGAUGCCUCUGGAACAAUGGGUGGAGCAUGUGGGUACGGGAACCUAUACAGUCAAGGGUAUGGGGUGAACACUGCAGCUUUGAGCACGGCACUGUUCAACAAUGGGUUGAGUUGCGGCGCGUGUUUUGAGAUAAAGUGCAACCAGGAUCCACGGUGGUGCAACCCUGGGAGGCCUUCCAUCAUCAUCACAGCCACCAACUUCUGCCCUCCCAACUUCGCCCUUCCCAGCGACAAUGGCGGCUGGUGCAACCCUCCGCACCCCCACUUCGACCUAGCCAUGCCCAUGUUCCUCAAGAUCGCCCAGUACCGCGCCGGAAUUGUCCCCGUCAGCUACCGCCGGGUGGCAUGCAGAAAGGCUGGUGGAAUUAGAUUCACUAUCAACGGCUUUCGUUACUUCAACCUGGUUUUGAUCUCCAACGUGGCGGGUGCAGGGGAUAUCGUGCGCGUGAGUGUGAAGGGAAGCAAAAGUGCGUGGAACAGCAUGAGCCGAAACUGGGGCCAAAAUUGGCAAUCCAACGCCAAUUUAGUGGGCCAGGCCCUUUCCUUUAGAGUCACGGGCAGUGACAGACGCACGUCAACCUCGUGGAACGUGGCACCUUCUCAUUGGCAGUUCGGGCAGACCUUCACGGGCAAGAAUUUCCGCGUCUGAAAGAAAAUUUAAACAUAAAUGUUUCUUUUAGUAGUUUCAGUCUUUUCUUUAAUUAUAUUUUUUAUAUCUAAAAUUUGAGAUGAUUUUAGUUUUGAUCUUUUGAUUUUAAAAAUGUGUUUUUAACCCCUUGAAAUUAAAAAAUAUAAUUCUAAUUUUUACAUGCUAAAAGUUAGAGAUUAAAAUUUCUUUCUUUUUAAAUUUAGAAAUUAAAAAUAUAUUUUUCUAAUUUCAAGGGAUUAAAAAGUGUUUUUUUUUCAAAAGAAAACUAAAAUUAGAAUUAUCUUGAAUUUGUGGUCUAAAAAUAUAACUAAAAGUUUUAUUUUGACUAUGGUUUAGUUUUUUCCACUUCAAAUUUCCUUUAUUUUCCCUGGAAUUUUUGAAGGUGUGUUGAUAAGUUAAAGUGAUGGUGGUAAUGGUAUGGUUUUUGGAAGGUGAAUUUGUGUGUGAUAUUAUUAAUUAGCAGUGAAGUGUAAUUGGGUGUUGCUGGCAUAUUUAUUAUCCAGCAAUGCUUUCUGACUUAAUGGGGCUGAAGAGGCUGCAAAGUUCAUGUAGCCCGCAGCUCCUUUAUGUAAUAUGUUUCAGUUAUAAUGCAUGUCUCUUUCUUUAA